Papilio machaon (common yellow swallowtail) is the source of this 652-nucleotide messenger RNA. RefSeq lists its product as uncharacterized. The transcript has 3 exons. The coding region runs from base 1 to 627 and encodes 208 amino acids. Lineage: Eukaryota; Metazoa; Arthropoda; Insecta; Lepidoptera; Papilionidae. The record is from RefSeq and is a predicted model, not a curated record.
AUGUCUUUAUUCAGUACUGAAAAUUUUGAUGAUAAAUUAAUUUUAAAAAAUGAAUAUAUUGAAGUAUUAGAAGGUCACGAGGAUGAUGUAAAAUAUGCGGUUGAAAACGAUUCUAUGGCCUUGGUCCUUGAAUCAAAAAAUGGCAAAACAAUUUUACAUCACAAAGGUUACCAAUAUCAUAGAGGAGAGAGCAGUGACCUCGGUUCACAAUGGACAUGCGCAGUUGCUGAUAAAUGUAACGCCUUCUUGUAUCUGGAUGAAGAAAACGAUAUAAUUCUAUCGAAUUUAAAUCAUGAUCAUGCCGAAUCUAUUGACUGGGAUCAAAUCGAUCUGGACGAUGAUGAUUCAGCCAUAGUAAUAUCGUCGCGGAAAGGCAAAGAUAUCCUGUUAUUCCGCAAGUAUACAUAUCGUAAGCAAUACAAUAAGAGUAGGAAGAGUCGCUGGGUUUGUUCGACAUUUAAGAACUGUCGUGCACACAUCUUCACUGACCGCAGCAAUACGAUUACAUUGACCAAUGAGGAUCACUGCCAUGACCCGCCUAAGUACUAUCUAAAUAGAGAUCACGUGUUAUUGGCUUUACAGAGAAAAAGGACAGCUCAACUCAAAUUUGCGAAUAACCAAUUUUAGAACGCGGAAAUUAUUAUUAUGGUGA